GCUUUGAUUCUUCACUGCUGUGAGUUCUGCUUUUGAUGGAACAUGCCUCCUCUUUGAAUGAAGGGAAUUGAAGAGUUUCGGUUGACUACCGAUUCUUGUCUCUGUUUUCUCGGAUUCCUCUGUUUCUUGUGGAUUCUUGGUGUACCCACACGGAAAACUGAAAUAUCAUGGAGUGGUUAACACAUAUAUUUGAAGGUCCUAGCCACGCAGGACAAUAUCAUGGAUAUAAUGAGGAUGAUAGAUAUUGGAACCACCAGCAUGCUUCCGUGGAUGAGUUAACAGAUCAUGAGAGAGAAGAAAUAGAUUGUGCAAUUGCCCUUUCCCUUUCGGAAGAAGAUUGGAAAGGGAAAAAUGUUAUUGGUAUGUCACCGAGCUAUCAUGAAAAAGAUAGAGAACAAACUUCUAAAGCUCAAUUGGAGGAAGCUGAAAAGCGUGCAAAAGCUCAAUUGGAGGAAGAUAGAAAGCAUGCUCAGUUGGAGCAAGAUGAACUACUUGCCAAAGCUCUUCAAGAAAGUUUGAAUGUAGAAUCUCCUACAAGACAUGGUGGAAACCCAUUUCAACCUUACCCCAUUUCCCCUUUUUCUGGCUUGAGAAUUUGCGCAGGUUGCAACGGUAGGAUUGGUUUGGAGCGAUUCCUGAGUUGCAUGGGUGCUGUUUGGCAUCCAGAAUGCUUUUGCUGUCAUGCAUGUGGUCUUCCAAUUACCAAUCCUGAGUUUUCACUCUCAGGAAAACGCCCUUAUCACAAAUCAUGCUACAAGGAGCAUCAUCAUCCUAGAUGUGAUGUAUGCAAGAAUCAUAUCCCGAGAAACAGAGCAGGUCGCAUUGAGUAUAGGGCGCAUCCUUUCUGGAUGCAAAAGUAUUGCCCAUCCCACGAGCGAGAUGGGACUUCGAGAUGUUGUAGCUGUGAAAGAUUGGAGCCAAGAGACAAAGAAUACUUGUCAUUGGAUGAUGGCCGACGGCUGUGUCUGGAGUGUCUAGACUCUGCAAUUAUGGAUACACAUGAAUGUCAACCUCUUUAUCUUGCUAUACGAGAAUUCUACGAAGGUCUGAACAUGAAAGUGGACCAGCAGAUUCCUUUGCUCUUAGUGGAGAGACAGGCGCUCAAUGAAGCAAUGGAAGGUGAAAAAAAUGAUCAUCAUCACAUGCCUGAGACUAGAGGACUUUGCUUGUCAGAAGAACAGUGUGUUACAACUGUUAUGCGGAGGCCGAGAAUCGGAGCAGGCUUCCAAUUGAUGAUGAUAACUGAACCUUACAAGCUAGUCCGUUCGUGUGAAGUGACAGCAAUCCUCAUUUUGUUUGGUCUCCCUAGAUUGUUGACAGGGUCAAUUCUUGCUCAUGAGAUGAUGCACGCAUGGCUUCGACUCAAAGGGUUCCCUAACCUAAGUCCGGAGGUUGAAGAAGGCAUUUGUCAAGUAUUGGCUCGUAUGUGGUUGGAUUCCGAGAUGUAUUCCGGCUCUGCGAAUGAUGUCGCAUCGUCUUCGUCAUCGUCUCCAUCUUCUUCAUCAAAGAAGGGCAAACGGCCAGACUUUGAGAAGCAACUUGGUGAGUUCUUUAAGAAUCAAAUAGAGUCUGAUACUUCAAUGGCCUAUGGAGAAGGAUUCAGGUUAGCAAAUAAGUCAGUGGAAAAGUAUGGUCUUAAGAGAACACUCGAUCACAUCCAAAUGAGAGGGAGCUUUCCGCUCUGAUCACAUCUGUGGACACACUAAUGUUCAAUGUCAAUUCACCUUAAAUUAUAUGACAGGACCAAAAAACCACGUGUAAGUUGCUAUAGACAUGAGCAAUAAACUUUUGCUUGUUAUUUAUCUACCAGCUGUUGUAAUCAGCAAUAUGCUAAAACCAUGAUACUAUACGCGAUAUGGAUAUGAAUUGAAUCAA
Syzygium oleosum is the source of this 1875-nucleotide messenger RNA. Its product is annotated as protein DA1-related 1-like. Gene Ontology annotation, molecular function: ubiquitin binding. Lineage: Eukaryota; Viridiplantae; Streptophyta; Magnoliopsida; Myrtales; Myrtaceae. Bases 168 to 1685 code for a protein of 505 amino acids. The transcript has 12 exons. The record is from RefSeq and is a predicted model, not a curated record.